GAUCAUGAGAAUAAUAUAAAGAAAUCAGAUAAAGAGCAAUUGUCUUCUUUUGUGUGGAUUUGUACAAGUUCUCACUCACAGAGUAAUGCUUCUGUCAUAGAUGCCAAUCAUCCUGGUGAAGUACUGGAGACAUUUAGAGUUUCUACAACACCUAUACUAUGUAUAGCUAGUGUUCCAGGAGCUCUGGAGUCAGAUUAUUCGGUAGAUGAGGACAUAUUGAAGGCCGAGUCAUACCCUCAAUACCCAGAACCUGUACCCGAGGAUACCAGCAAGGAGAAUAAGGAAGGUGGCGAGGAUGCUGGGGUUGGUGGUAUAUCGUUUGUACAAUGUGCUACAGGAGGUGCUGGUAAAAGCAGUACUGCAUCACCUGUUGGUUCUGCACCAGGAUCUAGAGAUGCUUCACCAAGUCGUUCUAAUCUACCUGAGGCGGUCUCUGAAGUACUCUCUAAACAUGAAGGUGGUGGAAAAAGUAGGAGUUCCAGUAGCUUGAAUGACAAGAGGGCCUCUGUAGAUUCUUACAUACCCUCAAACAAGAGGGCCUCCCUCGAGUCUUUGUUUGGUAAAAGGUCAUCUAGAUGUUCCGAUGGUUCGGUAGAGAAAGAAGGCGGGUCAUUGCCGCACAGUGGUGAGGCUAGUCAUUUCCAUACUGGAACUCUUGAUAGAAUAGCCUUUGGAGAAACACUACAGCCUACAGUGUUUAAGGCCAAGGGAUCUCCGGUCUCUUCUGGUACAGCCACCCCUGACACGAGCAGUGGUAUCAUGAGCCGGCGAGUUUUGCGCGAGCCUUCAGAGAUGGUUAAGGAUGGAAUCAAUGCUCUGGCGUCUGGAAGUAACAUCCAGGCAGAGGAGGUUGAAAAGACAAGUAGUGUGUUACCAACAAUGUGGCUAGGAGCACAGAGUGGCAGUUUGUAUGUGCAUUCCUCGGUGUCCCAGUGGAGGAGAUGUUUACAUUCUGUAAAACUUAGAGAUUCUAUUCUUAAUAUUGUACAUGUGAAAGGUCGUGUUCUGGUUGCCUUGGCCGAUGGGACAGUUGCAAUAUUCCAUAGAGAUACAGAUGGACAAUGGGACCUACAGAAUUACCAUCUACUAGAUCUAGGAAAACCGCACCAUUCCAUACGCUGUAUGUCUGUGAUUGCUAACAAACAUGUCUGGUGUGGAUAUAGGAACAAAGUUCAUGUUGUUGACCCUCAGUCCAUGACAAUUACAAAAAGUUUUGAUGCACAUCCUCGUAAAGAGAGUCAAGUACGACAGCUAGCGUGGGUCGGUGAUGGUGUGUGGGUAUCAAUACGUCUUGACAGUACUUUACGUCUUUACCACGCCUACACGCACCAACAUUUACAAGAUGUUGAUAUAGAACCAUAUGUUAGUAAAAUGCUAGGAACUGGUAAAUUAGGAUUUUCAUUUGUUAGAAUCACCUCCAUGUUGAUCUCGUGUAAUAGAUUAUGGAUUGGUACAGGAAAUGGUGUCAUAAUCUCCGUACCUUUGUCAGAAAACAACAAACAGACGGUAUCUAUGGGGUCAUCAGGAGGUCGUCCUGGCGGUCUAGUGAGGGUGUAUACAGACACUAAGACAGAUGAUGUGAUGCCUGCAAGUUUUAUACCUUACUGUAAGCAAUGGCCCAGGAAGUUAUUUUAUGGUCAGAAAACAGGGAUGGCUUUGUCGAAGUUCUUUGUUGCUCGUGCACGAAAAAAGAGGAGAGGAAUGACCAAUGCUGACAACAGAUGUUUGAAAACCCGAGACAGAGGAACCAGGGGAACCAAGUGUAAACCAGGAUCUGAUGAUGGUUUUUCCCGGCUUGGUCAUUUCUGGCGGAGAGGGUUAACU
Molecule: messenger RNA, 1824 nt
Organism: Ruditapes philippinarum (Manila clam)
Lineage: Eukaryota; Metazoa; Mollusca; Bivalvia; Venerida; Veneridae
Product: C-Jun-amino-terminal kinase-interacting protein 4-like
Exons: 13
Biological process (GO): vesicle-mediated transport
Cellular component (GO): cytoplasm
Molecular function (GO): kinesin binding; JUN kinase binding; MAP kinase scaffold activity
Source: RefSeq, a predicted model, not a curated record